AUGAAGUCCUCGCUCAGCAAGCUGAAGAAAAUUGCACUUCCCAAGACCGUUUCCAAGGACAAAAGAGACUUUCACCCCACCGUUAAGUUCGACGAACUCGCUCUUGCUGCCAAGGACAUGCAAGAUAUGAGAGAUUGCUAUGAUAGCUUGCUUUCUGCAGCUGCUGCUACACAAAACAGUGCUUACGAAUUUGCUGAGUCGCUGCAGGAAAUGGGUACUUGUCUUCUGGAGAAAACUUCCUUAAAUGAUGAUGAAGAAAGUGGUAAAGUUUUGGGGAUGCUUGGAAGUGUGCAGCUUGAGCUUCAGAAGCUUGUUGAUAGCUAUCGGAGCCACAUUGUCCUGACAAUAACCAAUCCAUCAGAAUCUCUUCUUAAUGAACUAAGAACUGUUGAGCUUAUGUUUCUGACUCUUUCAGAUGAAAAUACAGCAAGUUAUAGAUUUCCUGAUUUUGAAGUUGACUAG
Sphenostylis stenocarpa is the source of this 462-nucleotide messenger RNA. The record is from the annotation of a GenBank genome assembly. NCBI's taxonomy places the organism in Eukaryota, Viridiplantae, Streptophyta, Magnoliopsida, Fabales, Fabaceae.